Hordeum vulgare subsp. vulgare (domesticated barley) is the source of this 2726-nucleotide messenger RNA. Its product is annotated as pentatricopeptide repeat-containing protein At4g16835, mitochondrial. Gene Ontology annotation, biological process: RNA modification. Gene Ontology annotation, molecular function: zinc ion binding; RNA binding; protein binding. Bases 163 to 1983 code for a protein of 606 amino acids. The record is from RefSeq and is a predicted model, not a curated record. NCBI's taxonomy places the organism in Eukaryota, Viridiplantae, Streptophyta, Magnoliopsida, Poales, Poaceae. The transcript has a single exon.
AAGGUAAAGGGGAAGGGAACAGCGCAGAGAGGGGUGAGGGUGUGGGAUGGCGCAAAACAAUUUCACCACAAGUAGGCAGGCGGUGCCCGCUUUCGCCUGCAGCUGCUCCCCGCCUCCCACUCUACUAGUCGCGUCCCACAUGCCUGUCCGGGUGCAACACAGAUGAUCGGGCGCCGACUUCGUCUCGGUGUCCGUGCCCGCUCCCUCACCACGGCAGCCGUCUGGCGUGGCGACCUCGCCGGCGCCGCGGAGACCAUCGCGGCCACCCCCCGCAAGACCACGGCCGACUACAACCGCCUCCUCGCGGGCUACGCGAGGGCGCCCGGCGGCCGCCUCACGGGCGCGCGCCACCUGUUCGGCCGAAUCCCGCACCCCGACGUCGUCUCCUACAACACGCUCCUCUCCUGCCACUUCGCCGCCGGCGACGUCCGCGGCGCCCGGGAGCUCUUCUCCGCGAUGCCGGGCAGGGACGUCGCGUCCUGGAACACCAUGGUGUCCGGGCUGUCCCGGAACGGGGCCGUGGACGAGGCCAGUGCCUUGUUCCUGGCCAUGCCUGCGAGGAACUCCGUCUCCUGGAACGCCAUGGUUUCCGGGUUUGCCUCCGCUGGGGACAUGGGCAUGGCCGAGGACUGCUUUAGGGACGCGCCCCACAAGGAGGACCCCGUCCUUUGGACAGCCAUGGUGUCAGGGUACAUGGAUGCUGGCCAUGUGGACAAGGCAACGGAGUUCUUCCAAGGAAUGCCGGUGAGGAACUUGGUUUCCUGGAAUGCCAUGGUUGCUGGCUACGUCAAAAACUCACGCGCGGAUGACGCUUUGAAGGUGUUCAAGACGAUAGUCAGGGAUGCCGAUGUUCGGCCGAACGAGUCAACGUUAAGUAGCGUGCUCCUUGGAUGCAGCAACCUGUCUGCGCUGGGAUUUGGGAGGCAGGUACAUCAGUGGUGCACCAAGUUGCCGCUGAGUCGGAGAAUAACCGUUGGCACGUCGCUCGUGAGCAUGUACUGCAAGUGCGGCGACUUGGAGGGAGCGUGCAAGCUGUUCGGUGAGAUGCGUACAAGGGAUGUAAUUGCAUGGAAUGCAAUGAUUUCAGGAUAUGCACAGCAUGGCCAUGGGCAGGAAGCUAUCAAAUUGUUUGAAAAGAUGAAGGCUCUAGGUGUUAAGCCUAAUUGGAUUACUUUUGUGGUAGUGCUGACUGCUUGUAUCCACACUGGAUUUUGUGAUUUUGGAAUACAGUGUUUUGAGACAAUGCAGGAAAUCUAUGGAGUCGAGCCCCGGGCUGAUCAUUACUCUUGCAUGGUGGAUCUCCUGUGCCGAGCCGGUUUGCUUGAAAGAGCUGUGUGCUUGAUUAGCUCUAUGCCUUUUGAGCCACAUCCUUCUGCCUAUGGCACUCUAUUGGCUGCUUGUAGAGUUUAUAAAAACUUGGAGUUUGCUGAGUUUGCUGCUGGAAAGCUGAUCCAACAGAACCCACAGAGCGCAGGCGCCUAUGUACAGUUGGCAAAUAUUUAUGCUGUAGCGAAUCAGUGGGAUGACGUCUCCAGAGUAAGGAGGUGGAUGAAGGAUAAUGCAGUUGUCAAAACACCUGGGUAUAGCUGGAUUGAGAUAAAGGGCAUGAUUCAUGAGUUCAGAUCAAAUGACAGAUUACAUCCUCAGCUUCGUUUCAUUCAUGAAAGAUUGGACCGGUUGGAGGAGCGGAUGAAGGCAAUGGGUUAUGUUCCAGAUCUUGACUUCGUACUGCAUGAUGUAGACGAGAGUCUUAAGGUGCAGAUGCUAAUGAGGCACAGUGAGAAGCUCGCUAUUGCUUUUGGCCUGAUUAGUACCGCACCUGGGUUAACCUUGAGGAUAUUCAAGAAUCUCAGGGUCUGUGGAGAUUGUCAUAAUGCUGCGAAGCUCAUCUCCAAGAUCGAGGAUAGAGAAAUCAUCCUGAGGGAUACAACACGUUUCCAUCACUUUAAAGGUGGGCAUUGUUCAUGUGGAGAUUACUGGUGAAUAAAGCCAGUAACAAGGUUUGGUAUAAUACUGGCAAAUUUGAUAGGGAUGCAACAGCAAUUAAUCCUUAACAAGAACAAGACAUGUGAGAAUUUACCAUAGUGGUUUCUUAGUGUUGUUGCUUGGACAACAUGUUGUAUCCUGUGAGGUUAGGCGAAGCCUAAUAACCCUAUUGUGGCACUUGACAGAGACAUUGUUGAUUGAUGUGGCAGGAGUGCAAUAUCAAGAAGCAAAGGUGUAUGGAAGGACUGAUGAAGCACAUUUGAUUUAUAUUUCACAUCUAGGUAUCAGGUAGUUGGAGAUGUGUAUGCUCCAAGUCCCAGCACUAUUUGUACUGCUCCAGUAGUUGAUUCAUGGGUUCAGGUCAACUGACAGAUUGCACUUGUCAGCUUCGUUUGGUUCAUGAAAGAUUGGACCAUAAUAAGGAUAGAUGCCAAUUUCCAGAGGGAGGCAACAUUACUUGAACCCCUUACAAUAAUCAGAAAAAGAAAAGGAAUGUUGUGCGAUCUGCAAUGGAUCCGCGAAAUAUUCAACAGCCUAGAACCUGAGCAGUUUACAACUGUUGUUUUCCUUUGUGUUAUUGGGCUGGAAGAAAAGGAUUACUGUGAGGUCCAACAAAGCCUAUUAUGUAACUUUACAGACACUGUUGAUUGUUGUUGCGCGGGUGCAAAAUCCAUAGGCAAAUUGCGGGCGAGGAUUUCUUGCUAAAGUGCCUUUGUUUUAUAAAGUUUUGCAUCUCGGUA